UAAUAAAAUGUCAAUUCCUAAGUACUUUUUGUAGAAACCCCACAGUAUGUAGAACUAGUAGGGUGACCCUGAGACCAUCCAACAUCUUGAUGAGUCUCGAACAUUCCAACUAAAUUAUCCUUUUUCCAAAGUAAAAUACAUAUAAAUUUAAAAAGGAAAAAGAAAAAUCUCCAAAUUACAAGAACCAUCUACAAACUUCCAAUCAAAAUAAUAAUUCCAAAUACCAUUUCUCUUUUGCCCUUCUCUAUAUAAUCCCAUCAACCAACCUCCCUUAUAUUUCCAAAAAAAUUGUCUUAAAACACCAACUUAGCCUACAACAAAUCAACCUUCAUUUUCCUACAAAUCCAAACUCUCAAAUGGGCAACCAAAUUCCAGCCAUCCUCUGCCUCCUCACGGUGGCGUUCAUGGCAGCGCAGCACACUGAGAGCUUCAUGCCGUACACUGGAGCGCCGUGGGGCACGGUGGUGCCGUCCGACGAUCCAUUUAGAAUUCUUGAACAAAUGCCUCUAACAGUCCCAACGGGAAUGGAAACUAUGGCGUUGGCACAAGUGGAUUGGAAAGAGACACCAUUUGAGCACAAGAUCUUGAUAGACAUUCCAGGGAUGAAGAAGGAAGAUGUGAAAGUGGAGUUGGAGGAGAACAGAGUAUUAAGGAUCAGCGGCGAACGGAAGGCGGAGACGGAGGCGGCGAUGGUGACUGAGGAAGGAGAGAAGUGGCACAGAGCAGAGAGGGUAAAUGGGAAAUUUUGGAGGCAAUUUAGGAUACCUGGAAAUGCAGAUUUGGAUGGAAUUAAGGCAAGUCUUGAAGAUGGGGUGCUCAUAAUCAGAGUGCCUAAAUUAGUGGAAGAGAGAAGGAAGCAGCCUAAGAUUAUAAGUGUUGUGGGGGAAAGGCCUUCUGUUGGAGAAACUGAUAUCAAAGUCGCUAAAGAUGAGAUGUGAUGAUAUAAGAAAGAUCAUACCAAAAUGGUUGAAAUUAUGUAUGGUGUGUUGCAAAAGGGUGCUUUGCUGAAUCUAAUGUAUGAAAUGUACCGAGUUUUGUGUUGUGAAGAUGUGAGAUUUGUAAUUAAUCAAGUAUUUUAGAGUGAACUCUGUGGUUUUGUUGUUCA
Cucumis melo (muskmelon) is the source of this 1105-nucleotide messenger RNA. RefSeq names its product 22.0 kDa class IV heat shock protein-like. The record is from RefSeq and is a predicted model, not a curated record. NCBI's taxonomy places the organism in Eukaryota, Viridiplantae, Streptophyta, Magnoliopsida, Cucurbitales, Cucurbitaceae. Gene Ontology annotation, biological process: response to hydrogen peroxide; response to heat; response to salt stress. The transcript has a single exon. The coding region runs from base 357 to 938 and encodes 193 amino acids.